Lates calcarifer (barramundi perch) is the source of this 2330-nucleotide messenger RNA. RefSeq names its product HOATZ cilia and flagella associated protein (gene hoatz). NCBI's taxonomy places the organism in Eukaryota, Metazoa, Chordata, Actinopteri, Centropomidae. Gene Ontology annotation, biological process: cilium assembly. The transcript has a single exon. Bases 75 to 566 code for a protein of 163 amino acids. The record is from RefSeq and is a predicted model, not a curated record.
UCCACGGUGACCACACCAAACAACAUCACCUGCUCUUACUUUUGUGUGAAAUAAAUUGUCCUGUUAACAGUAAAAUGUCCGCCCAGCCUGAGCCUCCGGAGCAGGAGGACUUUGAUAAAUUCUUCACCGUGUUUGACGGCUCUUCCCCGGAGGAUGUGUCCCACGCCAGGCAGCUGUGGAGCUCCCUGUCCCUCCUGCCGCCGCUGGAGUCCCGGCUGGUGUCGGCCGAUAUCCGACAGAGGCUGCCGGUGUCCCGGCCGCAGCAGCAGCAGCAGCAGCGCAGCGGCACCGCGGCAGCUUCUGGUCCCAGAGCCUCCGCCCUGGAGCCGCUGAGUGUCCCCGCUCUGCGGCAGAGACAGGAGGAGAGACAGCGGUACGCGGCCAUGGCCGACCAGAGGAGGGAGAUCCUGGCUCUGCUGAGGAGGCAGAGGGAGCAGAGGAUCCAGAAGGAGCUGCCGUCUGUGGCCUUUAAACCAAAGGUGAAGCUCGGCAGAGAAAAAGUGCAGAAAGCAGAAAAAGCUCCAGACUCUGAGAUGGAGAAGCAGCUGGUCAGACAGCUGCAGUAGAAGAUGAAGAACAGAUAUAUCAAAAUGAAAGAGCAGUUACUAACUGUUCAGUGUUUUAUCGACCAGUUUCAUUUUUAACAUGAUGGAGAUAAAGUUUGGCCUUUAUUCUGUCUCCACUCUCUGUGAAGUCUCAGCUCGAGGCCUGAGAACUGAAAACACUGAACACACUGCAACAUUCAAGUCACCUGAUUGUUCAGUGUGCUGUUUUUACAACUGUAAAGACUCUGCUCUCCCACACCACACAGGUGUCUUCAGGUACUCCGGCUGAUUACACCUCCAGUCAGGUGUAGGUUGGGUGGAGAAUAGACCUUUGUUUGCUGUGUCAAAGCACUGUCCUGAGGAGACCAGGCAACAUAAGAGACAUCACAUAUUCUAAACUGCUGGUUCAUUCACUGGUUCCAGUUCCAUUCUGCUUUUCUUUGUCUUAUGAUAAAAUACAUGUGUUUAGCUUUGGACUGUUCAGACAAAACAAGACAUUUGAAGACAUCACUGUGGGCUGGGGAAGUUCUGAUAGGUGCCAUGUAGGCAAAGUGAAUUAAAAAAUAUAUUGAUGGAUGGAUUAAUUGGUAAAGAAGAUACACAGGACCACUGAGGGCGUCCUGUGGUGUCUGGCACCGGGACAUUGGCAGUCGAACCUUUGGGGCCUAAGGGUUGCAGGAUGAACAGCUGGUACACUGUUAGUUUGCUUCUAACAGCAUUACAUAACGUUAAGUGAAGCUUGCAUGGAUAUUCAAAUUCCAAAUGUCCAGUGGAGAAGGCCCAACCAUAAUAGGAUAAGAAGAGGCCUGCUGACUGUUGUCUUUAGCUAAUUUGGUUAAAGUUUUCAAAGCACACAGAGCACGCGGAAGCUCGCCGUCUAUAAACGCUCUUUAACCUCUCAAACCCUGAUUAUCUGAGUAAUUCACCCCUAAGUGGCUUUAAAGUGAUCCUCCACCUUAAAUCUACCUUCAGUAUCAACAGUCCCUCUGUGCUGGCUCUAAACUUUAUAGUUCAACUCACUGACGGCAAACAGCAUGUGAUUAACUCAAACUGGGAGCAGCAGCAGCAUAUUUAGUUUGAUUUUAAUGAAAACUGUGGCUGUUUGGAGCAUACUGAAUAAAUAACACAUAUAAAAUCUCUUUUUGGAGAUAUCAUAAUGAAUGUGUUCUGCCUGUGCUUUUUUGUCAGACCAGAGACGACCUUGGUCUUCUUGGUAAUGUCAUCAAUAAAAUUCAUACUGAGGAUCACCGACAGGAAGUGAAGGCUGAGCUGAUGUGGGUGAAUAAUGUACAGGUGUUUUCGCUGAUAUGGCGCUUUCUGAUCCCCUCUGUUUUGAUUCUGCUGGUCUCAGCAGACAUGGUCCUUUUAAAGAAAACAACAAUGAUCAGAAACGGCCUCGUCAGACACCACAGCCUCAGAAAUAUGUAGACUUUAAAUUAUUAGGGCUAAAAUAUGUCCUUUGUUACAUGCUGGGAAAGUUCAAAGUUAUCUUUGGUAUUAUCAAUAAGAAUAUUAAAUGCAGUUAAAAUCAAUACACACAGCAGACAGUAGUUUAUUAAAGUCGUCAAAAAAUUUGCACUACAUUUUGGGGGCCUGUCGAUGGUUACUCAUAUUGCUCAACAGGAGGAUUUUAACUGAAGAGAAACAUACUCAUUUUUUAAAUUGUUAUUAUCUACUUGUAUAUUCCUUUCAUUAUAUUACAUUAUUUCAACAAUAUCUGCUUUAUUGUUUUAUAUGGAGCCUGUGUAUAAAUCCAUGUGUCAUAAAUAAAGGUGAUUUGUUUUU